Messenger RNA from Acipenser ruthenus (sterlet), 3089 nucleotides. RefSeq names its product protein FAM167A-like. The transcript has 5 exons. The record is from RefSeq and is a predicted model, not a curated record. Lineage: Eukaryota; Metazoa; Chordata; Actinopteri; Acipenseriformes; Acipenseridae. Bases 564 to 1223 code for a protein of 219 amino acids.
UGCAGUUUUGUGUAUGAACAGGAGGGCUUUAGGACGCAUCGCCUAGAUUCAGGUCCUGUUAGUGGGGCACCGAGCUUGCCAUGGAGUGUGAAAGAAGCCGCCUAGUCUAGAAAAUCUGCGCUGUCUCCAGGCAACCGAGACCUGAAUCAGAAAUGACCCCAUGUGCUUAUCUCUGGCGAUAGUGAGAGUUCAAAAGCUAAGCGAAAGUGGAGUGCUGCGCAACCGAGAUGGUACCUGCAAUUAUUGCUUUUAAAACAAAACAAAACGAGAAGACGAAUCACAUCACACCUGCAUCACUUCCACUGAGAAAAAGCAUUUUUGUCAGGUGAAAUUGGAGGAAGAACUGCACAAUAAAGACAGACUGAUUUGGCAUGGGAGAAAAUAAACCCAAGCUGUGAAUAAAUUGUAACAUUGGAGAGAUGGGAUUUGUAUCAGAAAACUGGUGACAGAGUUGGAAAUCGUGUGUGACAGAAGGCAUCCUGGAAAAUCAACAACUACAUCUGCCACAUAAUGCAGUGGUGAAAGCACAACUUGAGGCACUAAAUAACACAGAAGAAAGAGACAUGCACCAAGAUACAAUGUCUUGUACCGCACCAGUGCCCCAAAUCGAAGUUGAAGAAUCAGUUGACCAUGGACAGGCCAGCCCGGUAACCCAACACGAUGAUCACCUAAGGAGCCUCAAGGCCCUGACCCAGAAGCUGAGGCUGGAGACCAAAAGGCCUUCAUAUCUGGAGUGGAGGGCUCAGGUGGAAGCACACAGCUCCAAGGACCUCAAACCAUUGGGGGAUGAGGCUCCUAAAGAAGAGUGGAGAGCCAGUGAGGGGGCUGUGGGCUCCUUCAGACGGUCUCAGCGACACCUCCUCAGCAGCAGUGUGGUCAGGGAGGAGAGCCAGAGCACAGGGAGCCUGAAGGGCUUUGGGAGUAUUGAUGAAGCACUAAUCUGGCUCAGAAAAGAAUUGACUGAAAUGCGGCUUCAAGACCAGCAGUUGGCUCGGCAGCUGAUGCGCCUGUGUAGCGACAUCAAUAAACUGAAGAUUGAGCAGACCUGCCACCUGCACAGGAAGAUGCUCAACGACGCCACCUAUGAGCUGGAGGAGCGUGACGAGCUGUCAGACCUACUCUGUGACUUCCCCCUCACGCCAGGCUUCAGCCUUUCCACCCCACUCAAGCUCAUUGGUGUCACCAAAAUGAACAUCCACUCACGUCGCUUUUCACUUUGUUAGCCUUCUCAGCGUCAGCAGGCCACCCCUUCAUCUGUACAAGACUUUGUCCCCUAUAUGUGCUGUGGAGGGUUAAUUACAGUUCUUGUUGAGAGUCUGCAUUUGACUUCAUCAGUUGUCUUCAAUGUAAAUGUGCUGUUCUGGGUAAUGGGGAUGAGACUGCUGUUCAGAAAAUAUUAAAAACCAAGAUGUCUAGGCUGGUGAUGUUACAGUAAUUGGGGCUUGGAGUUUAAAAAAAAAAAAAAAAAUGAUGGAAUUUUUUUAGUAUUUAAUACAUAUAUAUAUAUAUAAAAUUGCCAAAUAAUAACUUAAAUACAUAUACAACAUAAGGUAAGAUGUAUAUUUCCUACUAAGAAAAACAAAACAAAAAACAUUGCUCACAUACUGUAGAUGCACAAACUCUCUGUAACAUCUGUUGCAAGAAUCUGUCACUUGAUGUAUCAGGAAAGUACAAAAUCAUGACUGUACCUUAAUGAGAAAGGAGUGUAAUUUGCCAUAGUAGCGUAAAAUAAAUAGGUGGCCUUUUUUCUGUAUGUUUUCAUGAUAUUUUUUAAACUUCUAAUUUGGUUUAAAAAUAUAGCAAAUGCACUGAAUCAUUUAAAAUAAACCAAGACACUCCAAGCCCUUCAACAUUUUCCCAUUUAAAAACCUACAGCCCCUCAAACCAAGCAUACAUUUCAAUAAUGACCGACAUGUGUAAAUGGAACUGUUUCUGAAUAUAAGAAAACAUUUAAACCCACCUGUGAAUUGGGAAUUGUGUGUGCCGCAGUGUGUACUGUGAUUUAAAUGCUUGAUCUAACACUUUCUGUAUUUAUACCAAAAUGCUGCACUGUUAGAUACUAGACUUUUCUUCUAUCAAUUUACAGUUAUUGGUGUGAUACAUCAAUUGGCUUCCUGUUUACGUUCUUUUUUACUCAGAAAGUUCAUCCCAAAGGCCUUUUAGUUAACCAGCUGAUUUUCGUCAUGUCCUCGUCCUUUAUUCUCCUUUGCUUUUCAUCCUCGUUCAGUCAUGGGGUUUUCUCAGAGCUUCACCAUUUUUAUCAAGGGCAUAAUUAGCUUUUUUUUUUGUCACUUCGCCUAAUCCUUAGCAAAGUCUGAGGCUCUUCCACAUGCCUACUUUCUGUCUAGGGUGCCUUGCAUGGCUGACAUUGAAAACACUCACAGAGACACUAAAAAUGGUCUCAGGUGGUUUUACGAUGAUGUUGAUUUCAUAGUCUAGUACAGUGUUAAUAAAAACGAACUGAAGGCUAUUAGACCAUCAAUGGUGAAGUGAUGAAACACAGAUCAUUUGCAUCCUAAUUGCAAAAGGCCAAUGUCAACAGCUGGGUUUGUAUCUAUAGAAAUGGAUAAAAAAAACAAGGCAUGUAUGGUUAUAUACCCUUUUUAGUAUUUGAAUUUUGACGUUUUAGGUACUGUAGAAAAGGUGCAUGUUUUAACAAGGUAGGUAGAAUAUACUGUAGAGAAGAUAUGUUAGAAAUAACUCGUGGAAUUUUAACAUAGUUUCUCAGUCUUUCUUUUGCUGUUCAAAACUACUAUCAGGACCACAUUUCCAAACAAACGCAGCAGGAUAGAUGCAAGCUAAGGCAUAUGAAAAAUCAUAUAUAUUUAGUUACUUUAAAUAAUUGUUAAAUGUUAAAUGUAUUAGUGCCCUUUUGAGGGGCAACAAUAAACUAUGGUUCAUUAAAAUUGCUACUGUUUUCCUUUUUAUUGUUUUGUUUCUUAUUAUUCCCUUAUGGAAAAAAAACAUACUUUUAAUAUAUAGUAGAAAAGUAUGAUUCUUAUAUUUUUCAUAUAUAUAUUGUGAAGAAGCUAGACUUUGUCGCUUUUUAAAAUGGCUGUCCGAGAGUAAAAAAAAAAAAAAAAAAAAAA